CCCGUUUUACGGGUCACCCGCCACGAAAAGUACUCCUAUCAAACGUAAUGGUAAAGGCCUUGAAGGUGCUCGUGCCCUCUCUCUCCUCCUCCGCCUUCAGGAGCUUCAAUUCACUCUGCUCCUCCGCUACCCUCCGCCACAUCGCCGCCGCCGCAGUCACCAGCAACAACAAGUCCGCCUUGAAUCAUCAUUCAGUCAUCGCCAGAGCUUCGUCUACGUACACACGGUCCAAGAUGGAAUCGGAGCAUUAUACGUUUGGACCGUACAAAAUCUCUUUCAAGGAAGUGUUCUACUCCACUGAUCUAUCGUACGCCAUGGUCAACCUCCGCCCUGUUUUGCCUGGUCAUGUGCUUGUCUGCCCAAGGCGUGAAGUGAAGCGCUUUGCUGAUCUCACUGCUGAGGAGACUAGUGAUCUAUGGCUUACUGCGCAGAAGAUUGGUAAACGACUGGAGCAACACCACAAAGCAUCGUCACUAACGUUUACUAUCCAAGAUGGUCCCCAGGCUGGACAAUCCGUCCCUCAUGUUCAUAUCCAUAUACUUCCUCGUAAAGGUGGAGACUUUCAGGAAAAUGAUGAGAUCUACGAUGCUAUUGAUGGUAAGGAGAAGGAACUAAAGCAGAAUCUUGACUUGGAUAAGGAAAGGAAAGACAGGAGCUUCGAGGAGAUGGCUGAAGAGGCAGAAGAAUAUAGAAGGCUUCUCUCAUAGAUAUCUUAGUGUUGAUUGGCGAUGCGAAAUGUAAUUGACCGAUGCAUGUUGGCUAACACUAUUGUUUAAAUGAUUAUAAUGAUCCGAUCAGAUGCAAUAUAUGCAUCGCCGGAACAUGACCUGCAUCCGGGCGUUAUUAUUAAUUGAAAAUUUCUAUUUUCUUUUCUUAAAAA
Messenger RNA from Rhododendron vialii, 880 nucleotides. Its product is annotated as bifunctional bis(5'-adenosyl)-triphosphatase/adenylylsulfatase FHIT. The coding region runs from base 48 to 707 and encodes 219 amino acids. Gene Ontology annotation, molecular function: catalytic activity. The record is from RefSeq and is a predicted model, not a curated record. The transcript is spliced from 5 exons. NCBI's taxonomy places the organism in Eukaryota, Viridiplantae, Streptophyta, Magnoliopsida, Ericales, Ericaceae.